AUGAGAGGUGUCCUCCUCGCACCCGGUCAUACGGCCGUCGACCCCGCUGUUCCACCGUCCGCUAUCCCAGCCUUGAUUAAUGGCCCCUGCCUGGGACAUUCCAAUGUUUCUCCUUUGUCUGUGUUUUCUAUCUCUGGCUUCUCGGUAUUGUUUGUGGAGGAUAAAUUGGAUGGGGAUCAUUUUGUUGCUUCUUGUAAAAUUAUAAAUAAUAAAAUAUCCAUUCAAACUCACGCAUUUAUUGAUACCGGUUGCUCCGGAUUCACAUUCAUUGAUGAAACAUUCGCGCGCCAUAACAUCUUCCCAUUUCUUCCCCUUAAAUCGCCCCGCACUCUUGAAGUCAUCGACGGACGGCCAAUAUCUUCCGGACAAAUUACCCACCUCUGCUAUCUGCCGCUAUCCAUUGACUCCCACCAUGAAACUACCCCUUUCUUCGUCACCAAACUCGGCUCGUACCCACUCGUCCUCGGAAUCCCCUGGCUUCAAUUGCACGACGCAACAUUACGGUUUAAGGACAAUAGCAUACUGUUCGACUCCGAAUACUGCAAACGCAAGUGCAACUCUUCCCCGAUACCCGUUCCCAUUAGAGGGGUUGCACCACCCCCCGUUUUCACCUCUACAACUAUUGAGGAAAUAGAUCAAGCAACGGGCGAGGCCCCUAAGCAAGACUGGAGGAACCGGGUCCCAACCCGGUACAAGAGAUUUCAUAAAAUGAUGGACGAAGAAUUCGCUAACGGGAUGCCGCCUCGCCGUCCCUAUGAUCAUAAGAUACCGCUUAAGGAAGGGAAAGAGCCCCCUUUUGGGCCACUUUAUGGUAUGUCCCGCGAGGAACUCAUCGUGCUGAAACAAUACAUACAGGACAACCUUCAAAAGGGGUUCAUUCAGGCCAGCUCUUCGCCUGCCGGUGCCCCUGUCCUAUUUGUUAAAAAGGCCGAUGGAACACUCCGCCUUUGUGUCGACUAUCGUGGCCUCAACGAACUUACUGUCAAAAACCGCUACCCGCUGCCACUCAUCCGGGAAACUCUCGACCGCCUUUCCAAAGCCAAGUGGUACACCAAACUUGACCUUCGCCAAGGGUACAAUCAGAUUCGAAUGGCUGAGGGUGAAGAAUGGAAAACAGCCUUCCGAACGCGUUACGGACAUUUCGAGUACACCGUAAUGCCCUUCGGCCUCACCAAUGCACCAGCCACCUUUCAACAUUUUAUUAAUGAUUGCGUCCGUGAAUACCUUGAUAUGUUCUGUACAGCCUACCUUGACGAUAUCCUUAUUUACAGCGACACCUUCAAGGAACACCAAGUACAUGUCGAAAAAGUACUGGAAGCCCUACAAAGAAAUGGAAUACUGCUGAAACCGGAGAAAUGUGAAUUCCACACACAAAGCACCACCUAUCUCGGCCUGAUUAUCGAACCCAAUGGUAUUAAAAUGGACCCAAGGAAAGUGGAGACGGUGAAGAAUUGGACCGUCCCCAAAACAGUUAAGGAUGUACAAGCAUUCCUAGGUUUUGCUAACUUCUACCGCCGAUUCAUACGCGGAUUCUCGGAGCUGGCUUCCCCUCUUACCAGACUGACACGUAAGGACACAUCAUUUGGAUGGACACCCGAAGCCCAAACCGCCUUCAAUGCCCUGAAAGAAGCCUUCACCACGGCUCCCAUUCUCACUCAUUUCGACCCGGAAAAGGAAAUUACUGUGGAAACCGACGCAUCUGACUAUGUCUCCGCCGGUGUACUCUCCCAAUACGAUGACAAUGGUAUCCUCCGACCUGUUGCAUACUUCUCGAAAAAACACUCCCCCGCCGAAUGCAACUACGAGAUUUACGACAAGGAAUUACUGGCAAUCAUUCGGUCUUUUGAGGAGUGGCGACCGGAACUUGAAGGGGCUGCACACCCAAUCGCCGUCAUAUCCGAUCAUAAGAAUCUCAAAUACUUUAUGAGUACCAAACAACUCAACCGGAGACAAGCACGGUGGGCAGAAUACCUGUCACGAUUUAAUUUUGUUAUCAAAUACCGACCAGGGAAACAAGGAGGGAAACCGGACGCGUUGACAAGAAGAUCAGGAGAUCUCCCUGGAGAGGGGGAUGAAAGACAAUCGCAUCAGAGUCAAAUGGUAUUGAAGAAAGAGAAUCUUGACGCAAAGCUAAAUACUGGAUAUGCGGAACUAAGCAUAUAUAUACCCGACUACGACCCUCUCAAGCUCCGAAUCCUCCAACUUUACCAUGACGCUGCCUCCGCUGGACACCCUGGACAUGGAAAAACAUUCGAACUCAUCAGUCGAGACUACUACUGGCCCCUUAUCCGGAAUUAUAUUACCCGCUACGUUCGGAACUGCCAUACCUGUCAACGAAGCAAACCCAACACCCAUGGAAAACUCGGCGUACUUCGACCUUUACCGAUUCCCGAACAACCAUCGCAGGAGGUAUCGAUGGACUUCGUUACUGGCCUACCGGAAAGUGAAGGGUACGAUGCAAUUAUGGUAGUGGUUGACCGGCUAACAAAGAUGCGACAUCUCCUGCCCUGCAAUACUACUGUCAACUCCGAAGAUGUCGCCCGACUAUACCUGCGAAACAUAUGGAAGCUCCACGGGCUACCCACACAUAUCACCUCCGACCGCGGUACGCAAUUUACAGCUAAGUUUUGGAAGGCUCUUUGUAAACACCUCAAUAUCGAGGCAAGGAUGUCCACCGCCUUCCACCCGGAGACCGACGGCCAAACCGAAAGGCUGAAUGCUGUGAUGGAGCAAUAUCUACGUGGGUAUGUCUCUUAUCAACAAAACGAUUGGGUCUCCGCAUCCACUAAAGCUACACCAUUCUUCGCGAACUAUGGGUUCCACCCCCGGUUUACAGUGACGAUCAAACCGCUUGACAAGACCCCGCCGAGUCUCAAUGCUAAAGACUUCGCCUCGAAGAUGAAGGAACUCCAUGAGCACCUACGUUCCAAUAUCCGCACAGCGCAGGAUCAACAGGAGCAGGCCGUCAAUGCUAAACGAACGCCGGCCCCACGGUACGAUGUUGGUGAUAUGGUGUUUGUUUCAGCAAAAAACAUCCGAACCACGCGUAACUCCCGGAAGCUGGACUGGAAGAAACUGGGACCGUUCCCCGUUAAGGAGAUUAUAUCGCCAUACGCGUAUCGAGUCGACCUGCCUAGAAGUAUGAAGGUGCACCCCGUCUUCCAUGUAUCAUUGUUAGACCCCGCUGCGAAUGAUCCCGUCCCAGGGCAAAUUCAACCACCACCCCCGCCCAUUAUCGUCGAACAAGAGGAGGAGUAUGCAGUUGAGGAAAUCUUGGACUCGCGAGAAUUAUGGAACACUGGCCUGCAAUACUUUGUUAAGUGGACGGGCUAUACCGACCCUACCUGGGAACCCGCCGCAUACCACGAUAAUACCGCCGCCGUUGAUAUCUUCCACACGUGUUACCCCGACAAACCUGGACUGUUGGAAGGAAAGAUUAAGGUUAAGGCUCGCAGGAGCUCGCGCUUGAAGGGAGGGGCUACUUUCAUGGAUCGACUAGUGGAGGUACGGGGUUAUGAAGAGUCGGAUUAG
Morchella sextelata is the source of this 3531-nucleotide messenger RNA. RefSeq lists its product as uncharacterized. The record is from RefSeq and is a predicted model, not a curated record. The transcript is spliced from 6 exons. Gene Ontology annotation, biological process: DNA integration. Bases 1 to 3531 code for a protein of 1176 amino acids. NCBI's taxonomy places the organism in Eukaryota, Fungi, Ascomycota, Pezizomycetes, Pezizales, Morchellaceae. Gene Ontology annotation, molecular function: nucleic acid binding.